CUCAACUCUAUGUCUAAAAUUGCUUUUAUUUAUAUUUACUUUCCAUCAAAACCGGCAUGGAGGUCAUAAAAGAUAAUGCAGCUUUGCUUUCAAACACAGAGGUGUUAGCUCUAUUGGAAAAUUUGAAAAGUGACCUCAAAGGGCCUAAAUAUUCUGUGAGACUACAGGAAGGACAGUUAAGUGAUAAAGAAAAAGCAUUACAACGUCUAAAUACAGUUGUUUAUGAAACUGUAAAAUACCUAGAAGAAAUGCCCUGUGCAACUCAAACACCUGAGUCUGUAAGAAAUUUUUUAACAGCUGUUCAACCUUAUAGUUUAACUAAGGCAGAAAAACUGCAACUAUUAAAUAUGCGUCCAACAAGUUUGGUGGAAAUACAAUUACUUAUAGAAGAAAGUGAAGAGCGUUUCAAUGAAGAUCAAAUGAAUGAAAUUCUUUCCGUUGUAGCUGAAAUGUUACCCCCUGCUCCAGAAUCUGAUAGCAAACCUUCAUCUGAAGUAGAUUUUGAAGAAAAUGGAUAAAUAAAAUUGUAAUAUUUUUUCAGUUUUUAUAUCAAGCAACAGUGUUGAAUUUUGCAUGGUUAUUCCAUUUUUGUAUAUUUUUUUUAAUUUAAAAAUAAAUGUAUUUGUU
Messenger RNA from Argiope bruennichi, 627 nucleotides. It is a transcript of the gene Polr3I, whose product is annotated as DNA-directed RNA polymerase III subunit RPC9-like. The record is from RefSeq and is a predicted model, not a curated record. Lineage: Eukaryota; Metazoa; Arthropoda; Arachnida; Araneae; Araneidae. Gene Ontology annotation, molecular function: nucleotide binding. Bases 57 to 518 code for a protein of 153 amino acids. Gene Ontology annotation, cellular component: RNA polymerase III complex. Gene Ontology annotation, biological process: transcription initiation at RNA polymerase III promoter. The transcript is spliced from 6 exons.